UUUUCUCUUGGCUAUGGAUGUUGUGAUUGUCCGUAGGUGGUAGAUGGUCUCUGACUGUCGAACGCGGAGGUACCACCCGGCGGUUCUCGUAGGCGGAGCCAGAAUGUGUGCAUGUUGCAUGCACACGUAUUCCCUCGCCAGAGUCCGUGUGGCGUUCCCCCUUUUCCCCGUAUCCCCCUAUAGCCCCACUGCCUUCGUGGUAGUUGGAGUAUAUAUAUAAAAAAAAAUAAUA
This is a messenger RNA of Acanthoscelides obtectus, 232 nucleotides long. The record is from the annotation of a GenBank genome assembly. NCBI's taxonomy places the organism in Eukaryota, Metazoa, Arthropoda, Insecta, Coleoptera, Chrysomelidae.